CCGGCAGCAGAGCAGCGAGCAGCAGUUCAGUUCGUAAAGAGAAACCACUGGAGAGACUUUUAGAGACAGAAACCCAGGACAGGACGGGGAGAGAAAAGGAAGCCGGUACCGUGGAGGAGUCUGUUGUUGGAGGACAACACCAACUCGACAGCGAAAGGGAAGAAUCGAGCUAAAAGGAGCUGUCAUUUUUAACUUUUAAAUUAACGGCUCAACAGUCACUUCUUUGGCAGGUUAGCUUAACCUAGCUUCUCGGCUAACACCUCUUCCUCUUCUCCACCGGGAGAAACUGCACCUGUCCCGGCUGUCAGCCACACAGUCACCUGGUGUAAACUCAAAACAAUGUGAUGCUCCAUUUUGAAUGACUUUUCUCGCCCGGAGGAGGGUUUAACACACACUUUGCCAAGCGACAACCAGUGAGAGCUAACUAAUCCAAGCUAACAAGUUGACGUGGAGGAGGAACUCAAAAUCUUUUUUUUUUUUUUUUGGAUCGUUGAUCUCCAAGCUGUGAUUUAAUACGGAUUACUUUUUUGUUGUUGUCUCCUAAACUAUCUCUGAAAAUUACAGAUUUACAAAACCAGCCAGUUAGCUAUGUUUAUUUGUGGCCAGAAAGUAAUUUCCAGUGUUUACAAAUCCCACAGUGGGACUCUUUCCUGGUUCCAGUACUGCACUGGGAACAUUAGCUAACACAGACUGGUGUGUUUACUAGAUUAGAUAGGACACAGUGUUGCCAAACAAGUUAAAAAGAAUCUACAAAUCAUCUUGUAAUUGCAGUUUUUUGUGUGAUCUGACAUUACUGCACACCUGAAACUAAAAAAACAGAUUUAAAAUAUCCUGCAAAUCAUCUUGUUCUUGCAGUUUUGUGUGUGAUUUGACAUUACUGCACACCUGCAACUAAACACCAGUGUGUGUGUGUGUGUGUGAUCGCAGCCCUUUACCUCCACUUGACAGUGAAGUCACGUGGAGUGGUUUUCCGCAGGGAGUUGAUCCAUUGAUCGGAUCGUUAUUGUGCUAUUUUAGCUGAUUGAGGAAAGAAAAGGCAGAAGGAUAGAGAGAGAGAGAGAGAGAGAGAGAGAGAGAGAGAGAGAGAGAGAUGUCGGGCCAAUCUAUCACGGAUCGGAUCGCAGCAGCCCAGCACAGCAUGACCGGCUCUGCCAUCAGCAAGGCGGUGUGCAAAGCCACCACGCAUGAAGUCAGUGGACCCAAGAAGAAACACCUUGACUAUCUGAUCCACUGCACCAAUGAGAUGAAUGUGAGCAUUCCCCAGCUGGCGGACACGCUGUUCGAGCGCACGGCCAACUCCAGCUGGGUGGUGGUCUUCAAAGCCCUCAUCGCCACCCACCACCUCAUGAUGUACGGCAACGAGGUAGGGAG
Messenger RNA from Gymnodraco acuticeps, 1371 nucleotides. RefSeq names its product phosphatidylinositol-binding clathrin assembly protein-like. Gene Ontology annotation, biological process: clathrin-dependent endocytosis; synaptic vesicle budding from presynaptic endocytic zone membrane; clathrin coat assembly. The annotation marks the transcript as partial. Gene Ontology annotation, cellular component: synaptic vesicle; clathrin-coated vesicle; clathrin-coated pit. Gene Ontology annotation, molecular function: SNARE binding; 1-phosphatidylinositol binding; clathrin heavy chain binding. NCBI's taxonomy places the organism in Eukaryota, Metazoa, Chordata, Actinopteri, Perciformes, Bathydraconidae. The transcript has 2 exons. The record is from RefSeq and is a predicted model, not a curated record.